This is a messenger RNA of Tachysurus fulvidraco (yellow catfish), 1570 nucleotides long. It is a transcript of the gene traf3ip2b, whose product is annotated as TRAF3 interacting protein 2b. The coding region runs from base 151 to 1410 and encodes 419 amino acids. The record is from RefSeq and is a predicted model, not a curated record. NCBI's taxonomy places the organism in Eukaryota, Metazoa, Chordata, Actinopteri, Siluriformes, Bagridae. The transcript is spliced from 9 exons. Gene Ontology annotation, biological process: humoral immune response; positive regulation of canonical NF-kappaB signal transduction.
AAAUGAUCUGUUUUCACUUACUUUCACUGGUGAUGCACAUCACUCAACAUCUAAUCUAUAAAAAACAAACAGACACACACAGAAUACAGUAGAUACAAGUGCUCUGUCUGGUGCUCUGACUGUUCUCCCAUCCUCAACUCCUACAUCAACAUGGCUCAUCACAGUCACCAUCAAAAUUCAUUAAACUGUCCUGAGGAAAACGAUGAGACAUGGAGUGCGGAAGUCCAGUCUGGGCUUCUACUGACUCCAAAAACCUCUCUCGAUCACUCCAUUGCCCUAAGCAGGGUAGUGGAAGGACAGACAUUUAGCCACCAACACAACCCUAUAGGACCCAGUCUUACCCAGUCCUGUGUAAAACUGACCCAGCCUGAUCAAUUAACCAGACCCUGCCAGCAGGCAUUGUACCCAAACCAGUUUAAUACUAAUAGAAAAGGUCUGGAGACUCAUCAUGGCUGGCACUACCCAAGCUACCAUAGCCGAAGACCUGGUGAAUGUCAAACGAGUAGUCUACCACCGUAUUUGCCCUCUACUGAUUACCACACUUACUUGAGUUCUGGCUAUGAAUUACCCAGUUGGCAUCACUCCUACCCAGGUACAUACAGCUCCAGCCUUAACAGCCUGGAACAGCCUGGUUCGCUGCACUCUUUUAUCGCAUCUGGAUCUUCUGUACACACCAACCAGGUGAUGCCUUUCCCUGGCCUCCACUGUGAGUACAAUGGACAAGUUCCACUCCACAUAGACCCUCAGGAACAUCUCAUCUCCAGGCCUGUAUAUCGGCUGUCCCACAGACAAAAAGAUCCUGAGCUAUUAGGAUAUACACAUACAGGUAACACAAAAAGUGGUGCUGUUUCUUACACACCUGGGCAAAACAGUCUCUGCAGCACACCGCUUUCCCAGGAACAGAGAAAAGUGUUUGUCACAUAUGAGGUGGACAGCGAAGAUCAUCUUAAAGAGGUCAUCAAGUUUGUGGCCUUGUUAAGAAACAACGGCUUUGACACGCAUAUUGAUGUUUUUGAACAGCAGCUCUACAGCGUCAGUAAGAUUGACUGCAUGGAAAGAUAUCUCAAUGAGAAAGAUUACCUGAUUAUCAUGGUUAUAAGUCUGAAGUAUUUUGAGACAGUAACCGGUGCUGGUGUGAGUGUGGACUGUGAUGAGAGGACCUCAAACACUGUGUACAUCCACAAGCAGCUUCAGAGUGAAUUCAUUCAGAAUGGCUGUAGGAACUUCAGGGUCGUUCCUGUGAUUUUUCCUGGAGCUAAAAAGAGUUACGUUCCCCUUUGGCUGCAGAACACACACCUGUACAGCUGGCCCAGGGACCGGGACGAUAUUCUACGGCGGCUCAUGCGGGUGGAGAAGUACAACCCCCCACCUAUCGGCCCACUACCCACCAUCUUCUCCAAGCCCAUCUAACUCAUCAAGAGGCAUUUGGAAUAACAACAACAGUGCAACAGUGUCUUAAAACUAACAAUUAGCCAGCUGUAGGAUGGGACAUUCACAGUCAAUGUAAACAGGUGUAAGAAAAUGCUUGUCAUCAUGUAAAAGAAUAAAUAAAGAUUACAGAAUAGAUGUA